UUUGCCCAAGCCAAGAGUCGCUAUAAGAAGACUUGGCACAGCAGUAGACCUUGCAUACUGAUCUCAUUGGAACGAUGGCAGAUGUGAAGCUGCAUGGUUUCUGGGCUAGCCCUUUUAGUUACAGAGUUAUAUGGGCUCUGAAACUAAAGGGCGUGGAGUUUGAGUAUAUUGAAGAAGACCUCGCCAAUAAAAGUGAACUGCUAUUGAAGUAUAACCCAGUUUACAAGCAAAUCCCUGUAUUCGUCCAUGGUGGCAAGCCAAUUGCGGAGUCUCUUCUUAUCCUUGAAUACAUCGAGGAAACAUGGCCGGAGAAUCCAUUGCUACCGACAGAUCCUUACGAGAGAGCCAUGGCUCGGUUUUGGAUUCAAUAUGGAGCUACCAAGAGUGCUGCCUUUGGUGCCCUUUUCCGAGCUAGUGGAGAAGAGCUAGAGAAGGCAGCGAAAGAAGUGGUGGAAGUGUUGAGAGUCUUACAAGAGCAAGGUCUCGGGGACAAGAAGUUUUUUGGCGGUGACAGCAUAAAUCUAGUUGACAUCUCAUAUGGACUAUUCGUUUAUUGGCUUGCAGCCAUUGAAGAUAUAGUGGGUGUGAAAGUUCUUGAACCAAGCACACUGCCUCGAUUGCAUGCUUGGGCCCAGAACUUCAUUGAAGUUCCUCUGAUUAAAGAAAACCAUCCCGACAAUGAUAAGUUGCUACUCCAUAUGAAAGGUGUCAGGGAGAAAAUGAUGAACAAGUAGCCUAUUUUAUGCUUUUGGAUGCGAAAUAUUCCAUGUAUGUCUCACCUUUUCGUUUCCAUGGAUGGUUUUUCUCUUGUAGUUGAGCUUGUUUUUCUACUGUAACACUCCAUAAUGGUCGAUGCAGAGCUAUUGCAUUAAAUUCCGGAUUGGUGUAUAAACACUAUUGUAUUUCUUUUA
This is a messenger RNA of Populus trichocarpa (black cottonwood), 911 nucleotides long. RefSeq names its product glutathione transferase GST 23. Gene Ontology annotation, molecular function: glutathione transferase activity. Bases 75 to 734 code for a protein of 219 amino acids. Gene Ontology annotation, cellular component: cytoplasm. The transcript is spliced from 2 exons. The record is from RefSeq and is a predicted model, not a curated record. Gene Ontology annotation, biological process: glutathione metabolic process. Lineage: Eukaryota; Viridiplantae; Streptophyta; Magnoliopsida; Malpighiales; Salicaceae.